Messenger RNA from Anolis sagrei ordinatus, 1331 nucleotides. NCBI's taxonomy places the organism in Eukaryota, Metazoa, Chordata, Lepidosauria, Squamata, Anolidae. The record is from RefSeq and is a predicted model, not a curated record.
GGUCUUUGUGCAUUACUCGUUUAGGUGAUUAUUACAUGGUGAAGAAACUUUUGGAAGAGAAUUGCGCUGGUGAUAUGAACAUAAAUUGUGUAGAUGUCCUAGGAAGAAAUGCUGUUACUAUAACUAUUGAAAAUGAGAAUCUAGAUAUACUACAGCUUCUUCUGGACUAUGGUUGCCAGUCCACAGAUGCACUUUUGGUGGCGAUUGACUCAGAAGUUGUGGGAGCUGUGGAUAUACUACUUAAUCAUCGACCAAAACGAACCAGUAGACCAACAAUUGUUAAAUUAAUGGAACGUAUUCAAAAUCCAGAAUACUCAACAACCAUGGAUGUGGCACCUGUUAUUUUAGCGGCUCACCGUAAUAACUAUGAAAUCCUUACUAUGCUGUUAAAACAGGAUGUGUCGUUACCAAAACCACAUGCUGUGGGCUGUGAAUGCACGCUGUGUACAGCCAAGAACAAAAAAGAUAGCUUACGGCACUCCAGAUUCCGUCUUGAUAUUUAUCGAUGUUUGGCCAGUCCUGCCUUGAUAAUGCUGACAGAAGAGGAUCCAAUUUUGAGAGCUUUUGAACUUAGUGCGGAUUUAAGAGAACUAAGUCUCGUAGAAGUUGAAUUCAGAAAUGAUUACGAUGAGUUAGCCCAGCAAUGUAAAACAUUUGCUAAAGAUUUGCUUGCCCAAGCACGGAAUUCUCGGGAACUUGAAGUUAUUCUAAACCAUACGGCAAGUGAUGAGCAUGUGGAUAAAAGGGGACUGUUAGAAGAAAGAAUGAACUUGAGUCGGUUAAAGCUUGCUAUUAGGUAUAAUCAAAAGGAGUUCGUUUCUCAGUCUAAUUGCCAACAAUUUCUCAAUACUGUUUGGUUUGGACAAAUGGCUGGUUACCGUCGCAAACACACAUUCAAGAAGAUUUUGACUGUCUUAACGGUUGGCCUCUUUUGGCCACUGCUAUCUUUUUGUUAUUUAUUGGCCCCCAAAUCUCGAAUAGGCCGAAUAAUUCACACUCCUUUUAUGAAGUUCAUUAUUCAUGGAGCAUCAUAUUUCACUUUUCUGCUGUUACUUAACUUGUACUCGGUUGUCUACAAUGAAGAUAAAAAAAACACAAUGGGGCCAGCUUUGGAGAGAAUAGACUACCUUUUAAUACUCUGGCUCAUUGGAAUGGUAUGGUCAGAUGUUAAAAGACUCUGGUAUGAGGGCUUAGAAGACUUUUUGGAUGAAUCCCGAAAUCAGCUUAGUUUUGUCAUGAAUUCACUCUAUUUUGCAACUUUUGCCCUGAAAGUUGUUGCACAUAACAAGGUAAGCAUCAAUGCUGUAGAUUGUUGACACAAGUGUAAAAUC